This is a messenger RNA of Ascoidea rubescens DSM 1968, 1845 nucleotides long. It is a transcript of the gene COQ8, whose product is annotated as protein kinase COQ8. The record is from RefSeq and is a predicted model, not a curated record. The transcript has a single exon. Bases 406 to 1737 code for a protein of 443 amino acids. Gene Ontology annotation, biological process: ubiquinone biosynthetic process. Gene Ontology annotation, molecular function: kinase activity. Gene Ontology annotation, cellular component: extrinsic component of mitochondrial inner membrane. Lineage: Eukaryota; Fungi; Ascomycota; Saccharomycetes; Ascoideales; Ascoideaceae.
CUUUAUGAUAUUUCCUGCGUUGCUUCUUCUGCUUCUAAGGUCGUUGCUAAUGCCUCCAAAAUAUUUGCCAAUGAUUUGAAGAAAAACAUCAAUGAUUCUUAUAUUCUCAGUCAAAUCUCGGCUAAUGACAAGAAUAUUCUAAACUCGAUAUUGGUUAAAACUCAUGAGAAUAAAAAAGACAUAUUUGAUAUAGCCAAAUUUAAAUCAAAUUCCAUCAAGUCUUCAUUGAUUAAACAGUAUCCUAACAAUACUCUCUAUAAUGACAUCAAUAAAACUAUUAGUAAGAGAUUGUUUUCGACUUAUUCAGCUACAUUAAAUAAGUCAGAGAAUAACCACUAUGAUAAUACUCUCGUUGACAGCAAUGACCAAUCGAUAAUUGGAGAAAAAGUCAAGCCAAAAAUCGAAAUGACAAGUUCAUCAAUCCCAACCUCGAGAUUAGGGAGAUUGUUUCAUUAUGGAAGUUUAGCUGCUGGUGUAACUUAUGGCGCCGCUACCGAAGGUAUUAAACGAAUGGCUUCUUCUGAUCCAAAUCAAUCGACCUCUUUGAAUUCAUUAAUUUUGUCACCCAAGAACAUUGAACGAAUGGCUAAGAAAUUUUCCAAAAUGCGAGGCGCUGCUUUAAAAAUCGGACAGAUGAUGUCUUUUCAAGAUGCUUCAAUUUUACCUCCAGAAAUUCAGCAAAUUUUAUUGAGAGUUCAAAGCUCUGCCCAUUUUAUGCCUCCAGGUCAAUUAGAACAAGUUAUGUCUACUGAUUUGGGAAAGGACUGGAAACCAAGAUUGUUUUCUUCGUUUAAUGAUAUCCCAAUAGCUGCCGCUUCAAUUGGUCAAGUUCAUUCCGCUGUCACCAAAGAUAAUCAUUUAUCAGUGGUUGUUAAAGUCCAAUACCCAGGUGUUGCUGAAUCAAUUGACUCAGAUUUGAAUAAUAUUUUAUUAUUACUUACUGCCUCAAGAAUAUUGCCCGAUGGUUUAUUUUUAGAAAGGUCUGUAGCUAAUGCCAGAGUUGAAUUAAAAUGGGAAUGCGAUUAUAUUCGCGAAGCUCAAAAUUUAGUUAGAUUUCACGACUUGUUGAGAAAUGAUGAUGUAUUCCAAGUUCCAAAAGUUAUUCAUAAUUUGUCAACUGACCAUGUUUUAACAAUGGAAUAUAUGGAUGGUGUUGAAAUUAUCAAGGGCAACUGGUCCCAAGAAACCAAAAAUUUCAUUGCAACAAAUAUUAUGAGAUUGUGUUUAACUGAAAUUGCUCAAUUCAAAUUUAUGCAAACUGAUCCAAAUUGGGCCAAUUUUCUUUAUAAUGAAAAAACAAAAAAGAUUCAAUUGUUAGAUUUUGGUGCUUCAAGAGAUUUCGAUAAUAAAUUUAUUUACAAUUAUUUGCAGACUUUACGAGCCGCAUGUAAAAGAGAUCGUGAGAUGGUCCAUCAUUAUUCAAAAGAAUUGGGAUAUUUGACAGGUUUUGAAACUCAGCAAAUGGUUAAUGCUCAUGUUGAUUCUGUCAUGGUUCUUGCUGAACCCUUUUCUGAUGCAUUGAAUAAGGGUGAUCCUUAUGAUUUUAGUAAACAGACCGUCACUGAUAGAGUAACCUCAAAUAUUAGCUUGAUGUUAAAUGAAAGAUUGGCUCCGCCACCUGAAGAAACUUAUAGUUUGCAUAGAAAAUUCAGUGGAGUUUUUCUCUUAUGUUCAAGAUUGGGUGCCACAGUUCCUUGUGAACAAUUGUUCAAGGAAAUUAUUGGUUUUGAUGAAUAGUUUUAUUUUUUAUCCAUAUAUAAAUAGUUAGUUUACAUGAUCUUAUACAUAUAACUUUUACUUGUUUAAUAUUACAACGAUUUUUUAAGAAGUUAAACAAACUAGGAC